Messenger RNA from Talaromyces stipitatus ATCC 10500, 18009 nucleotides. RefSeq names its product involucrin repeat protein. Lineage: Eukaryota; Fungi; Ascomycota; Eurotiomycetes; Eurotiales; Trichocomaceae. The record is from RefSeq and is a predicted model, not a curated record. The coding region runs from base 1 to 18009 and encodes 6002 amino acids. The transcript has 3 exons.
AUGUUCAAGGCUCUGUUCGCAGGCGGCAGUCGCGAAGACGUGAGCUCUCGGGGAUCCGUCCGUCGCAAGUCUUCCACGAAAGGUGGUGACGACGAUCACUCUCGCACAUCAUCAUCCCGGCGCCAAUCGAAACUAUCUUCUUCAGCUUCCAGCGUAUCUUCUAGUCGUAGGUCAACAACAACACGGGGUGACGACCGUGGUGAUCGUGGACUGGGAGAUAUUAGCACCAGCCGAAGUGUAACCGGAGACUCGACUACGACCUACGUUACCGCCGAGCCUGCCUCAUAUGUUGAUGAUCCUCUGAUUAUUGAGCGCAGGCCUCGAUCAGAGCGAGGCGAUGAUCGGCAAAGGUCAAGUCGCGAUUCUGACCGCGAGUCGAGAAGAUACACGGAUGAGCGGUUGAGCAGAGAUGACACAAAUGACCGGGAUCGUACCCGGACUCGUACGAGGUCUGGAGAUACUGCGGCGCAUUUUGCUGCUGAAAUUGCAGACCCCAGAUUCAGUCAAUUCCCCAUGCAAUAUGAUUCCUCUAAUAUUCCUGGCACAUCAUCUCCAUACCAGCCUCCAUUAGAUUCACAUAUCUCGCAGCAAUUUCCAGGACAGUUGCCAGGCGCAACGGCACAGCCUUAUAUACCGCCGAAUCCGGCAGGUCUUGCUGCCGAUUACUACAACGAUCAAGGUCAAUCGGUUGCUCACCAGCCGGGAGUUCGUCCUCAGGCCCCAGACAUAAUAGUGGGUGCCGAGCCUCAUUUGCAACCAGCAUCGCCCAUGGCAAAUCCUCCUCCCGAGCCAAGCAGUAUUGGUCAAGUUGGCGCGGCAGCUGAGUACUAUGCUGGUGGCGAUUCAUUUCCAACUUCAAGUACCCCAGCUUCUACGAAGCCACCGAAACCAAGCAAACCCUCAAAGCCAUCUUCUAGACCUCCAAAGCCAACAUCAGGGUCUGCGACUGCUGGAGAGUCGGCGACGUUUGGUAUCGGGUCGGAACUGAUGAACCAAGCUAGUUCCAGUUAUCCUGUCACAUCUGGUGGCCAAUCAAGGCCUCCUAUUCAAGCAACUGGAGGACCUUCAUCACACAAUGGGGUGGGUUUGGCAUUGGGUGGCGCCGCAGCUGGGGCGGCCGCUGCUUACAUGCUCAAUCACCAUGGUGAGCACUCUAACUCAGCAGUGCAAUAUGAGAUCCGACCGGACCACCAUAACGACUCGUAUGGUAUAGGGAUUCCGGCAACUGGGAAUAACCAGUCUUCCUACCAAGGAAACGUUGCCCCCUACGCACCGCUUGGAUACGCUAGUCGGCCUCCAGCAGGCCCUUCCUAUCCUUCCGGAGGUAUACAGCCUGGCUCGUUGGCUUAUCAUCAAAGACAUCACAGCCCGCUCUCCGCAUUCGUCGACUUCUGGAGAGAUCCGGAAGGAGUCGGAAAGUUUGAAGAUUACACUGAAGCCAUCGGAGUGUGCAAAUACUGCUUUGAGCCUGGCACUUCGUCUCGAGACGCACCGCGGAAGCAUCAUUAUAACCCGCGACGACGUUCCCCGGUCGUCGAGAGAUACGGAAGCAGCAAUCGAGUAGACAAGUUGACUCGCUACACCUCGUCGGAAGAUGAGAGCCGGCGGAAGAAAAAAGGCAGCUCGUGGUUGGCAGGUGGAUUAGCAGGUGGACUUGCCGGCUAUGUAGCCAAGUCAUUGUUCAGCAAUAAAGAUUUUGAAGAUACGUACAGCGUGAGAUCUGGUACUCGUGCUGAACCAUCGCAUCAUCAUACCUACGAUGAACAGAGUAUGGUGUCAUCUAGCAAGGCUAGUUCUACAUCCCGUGGCGUGAUCUCGUCAAAGAGACGUUCUGGUGACGAUAAAAGCUCAGUAUCCAGAGAUUCCAAAUCUUAUCGAUACUCGCGUCGCUCCUCUCGCUCGCGGUCCCGAUCGACAUCCAGAGAUCGUCGAACCAGCAGUGGUCUGAAGGAGGCAGCUAUCGGUGCAGCUGUUGGUUCUGCAUUGACUGCUGCUGCAGCGCGAUCUUCUGAUCGGAAGAGGAGUCCAGAUAGAUCGACACAGCGCUCCAGACGACGUCAAUCCGAUUCUUCGGGAAGCGUCAACUUUGAACGUUCUCGGAGACGUGGAAGGUCUAGUCCGAGAGGAUUCAGAUCUUUCUUCACUGCUCCAUCGGCCAAUCGUCGAAAGAAAUCUUCGAAGAAAGAACGAGGAUUCUUCUCCUUUGGAAAUUCGUCUUCCUCUUCGGGAGAUUAUGAUCUAGCCUUUGGCGGCUCUGAAAUUUUCGGCUCGACGGUAAGUGGUCGAUCUAGCAGAUCGAGCAAGUCGAGCAGGAAGCAUAAUGUCGAUGCGGAGAUAUUGGGUCUAGGACUGGCGGCUAGACAGCUUGCGCAUUCAUCUUCCCGUAAAGAGAUAUCGCCUCGUGAUCUUGCUCGACCUCCUAAUUACGGCCGGCCCACAAAAGUCGAAAAUGAUGAGUGGGAAGAUGCAGAAUCAUCAGAUUCUUCCGUCUCUGCGAACUUGGCGUACGGUGGAAGUACAAUUUUUGGAAGCCAAGAAUCUGUUAAUUCUCGUUCAUCAUUCUGGCCUUGGAGCUCAAUCUCACGCAGGCAGAGGAAAGCUCAGAAAGAGUACUCGCAAACCCCUCCAGCCGACGAUUACUCCUACUAUCCUGGUGAUAACGCCAGUCACGACGGUUCUAGCGGUAGAGGUAGUCUUCAGCAAUUAUACCCGAUGCCUACGAGCGAUCCAUCACGGUUUGAUGCCGUGCGAAUGUCGACAUCUUCAUCCCCAAAUGCACAGCCUCCAUUGGUGAGACCUGGACCGAUACCUCUUCAACAACCCCAACCUGUUACUCUAGUUUCCCAGUCAGUUUACUAUCCUACCGUCACUGCGCCUACGGAUCCACUCGUACAACGCAUUGGUCUAGAGGACCAUACAAGCAGGGAUAUACAACGUCAACGCCGCAGCAACUCAUCCCCUGUUUUCCCUAAUGCACCUCUAGACGGUGGACCGUCUCCAGGAAUCCUCAAGCGGAGAUCGACCGCGAAAGACCCGGCAACAGUUUCAUUUAGCCUCACGGAAGAGCAGACAGACAGACAACAAGAAGUUGACCGUCGUGACAAAGAGCGCCUGGAGCGUCGGCGGGAAGAAGAGUUUGCUGUCUUACGUGAGGAAGCGGAUGAACUAGCUGAGUUGGAGCGUCGUCGUGAACGCAAAGAAAGAAAAAGGGAAGAACGCCGUCGCCUUGAAGAGGCUGAGGCCGAGGAAGCGGCUCGCGAAGCUCGAUGUGAGCGACGUCGGAAGGAAUCGAGGGGUGAUGAGCGAUCAUCGGUCACUUCAAAUGGACAACGAAGGGAGAAUGUGGAAGAUAUGACGCGAAGAGAUGAACGAAAAGAUGCUGCAUCGUCGUCUUCAUGGGUCACACCGGCAAUUGUGGGCGCCGGCGCCGCUGUUGCUGCAGGUGCUCUAGCCGAGAAAGCUUUCGAAGAUGAUAGGUCAAGUGCGACUACAAGUCGUUACGAGGAACGUCGAGAAAAGCGGCGCUCUCAACGACGCAGCGCCUCUGAGAAUCAAUCAGAGGUGACAGAAAUCCCUCGUCAAGAGCAACCUCAACAAGUUGUGGAAGAUGACGAGCAAAAGAAGCAAGAACAGCGUAUCGCCAGAAUUGCAGCUUCCCGAAUUGUGCAAAACCCUUCCACUCAUGAGAGUUAUGAAGAUUUCUUCACACCGGAGGAUUUACGACAUCAUGAAACCCAUGACGACUCCUCCCCUAAUAUCAUCGACGUUGUUCCACGUUCGGAGAGUCGCGUGGAGCCAUAUCUUGGCAGUGACCUUGACAAGCGAGAUCCCUCUUGGCCACCCUUGACCAUUAAUAUCAUAAAACCAACUCCUCCGGGCAGCCAUGACGGCUCUGUAAGGGAUGUCUACUCUCCUGUACCGACACCGGAGCCUACUGAGAAGGAGGAGCGGAAAGAAGACGUUAAUCCGACCCCAAGUCAUCCAACCACUGGCUCGCGAGUUUCGUGGGGAGAACAUCAAACUCAUGAGUACGAGGUUGAGACUCCUAUAUCCGACAGGGAAGAGCAUUUUGAGGAGAUAGAUCAACAUGGAGUUGCCAUGUCACCCGAAUUCCAUGAGGAUGCAAAGAGUCAUGAGGCUUCUACUGAAGAGAAACCUGUGCCUCGCCAUAUUGAUGAGACCAAGUCGAACUCAAAACACUCAAUGCCUGGUAGUUUCGAUGAUAACGUCGAAUUUGCAGCGACACUUGCUGCUGGUGCCGAGAUCGCUGGCUUCGAUCCUACCGUUGUAACUGACGACGCCAGUUAUUAUGGGAAAGAUCAUCUGUCGAGAGCCGGAUUUAAAGACGCCUAUCGACCUCCUGCUGUUGAGAGCGUUACUGAUCUUGGUGAUGCGAUCUCAGUGCAUUCGGGCUCUGCAAGGAAGGAAUUCCGUGGACCGGAGUCUUUUGAUUUUGAGGACACCUUCAUCGACGAGUCUGGUACCUCCAAGACAAGCAAAGACGCUAUACCCGGAACUCGGUCUAUUGCUGUGACAGAGGCGGAAGAUGGUGAUAGGUCCGAAGCUUUCGACUACAAGUCAACCAAAGAGUUGCGCGAUGACAAUGGCGAUAGUGUGCCAUCGUCCCCUGUAGGGGAUGGUAAAAAGUCGAAAAGGCCGAAGAGAAGGUCGAGAACGCUCGACGAUUUUGAUAUUGGAUCAGAAAAACCCUCACGACGAUCCGCUUCCAGCGAUUAUUCUGACAAUAAAGAGCGAGACAAGAAGUCGGAAGACGCAGACUUUGAGGCAACACUGGAAAGAGUUCAAUCGGCGCCUGUAACGGACGAUUGGAUUGAAAAAGACAAAGAACCGCGUCGUCGAAAAUCAAAACGCAGUGAUUCAGAUCGCUUCGAAUCGGUAGAUGACACUCGUUCUGUCGCCGCAUCAGCACCAGGAGCCGAUGAAUUGGAGGAAUACAGAUCGCGCCGAUCUUCUCGGAGGUCCAAGACUGAUGAUGAAGUGGAUCUCGAGGACGACAGCCGCUCUCUACCUGAUGCCGACGAUGACGGAGAAAGGCGCAGACGGCGCAAGCACAAGCGUCAUAGUGGAAAUUUCGAUGACGUCGCUUCAGUGGCCUCUUCACCAGCCAAGAUCGAUGAGACUCGCGAGAAGCGCCGCUCACGCGACUCAUCGACAGCCUCCAAAGAUCGCGUGAGGGAGUCAGAGAAGAAGAGCGGUGGACUUUUCAGCAGUCUUUUCGGAUCCAAGUCAACUCCAGAGCGAUCUUCAUCCACACCGGGCAAGCGUGAGACACAGUCGGAGGUUGGUGUUGAUGAAAGUACGUCUGAGCGUAGACGCAAAAAGAGAUCCUCCUCAGGUAGGAGUGUAAGUGGUGAUGGGGGCGAUGUGGCAAGCGAAGCCGCUCAGUCUACGCUAGAUCUCUCCAGGCUAGAUAAAUUAUUUGACGGCGAGGAUGGAGAUAACGACAAUCAAUCUUCGCGAAGAAAGAGGAGGGAGCAGAGGCGGCGAGACAAGUAUGAGGAGAUUGUUGAUUCGGCACGCGAUGCAUCAUCUGAGAAGGAUCGAUAUUCCACCGCCGACGAUAAUGAUGAUGACGACAAGAAGUCUUUUUUAGAGAUGCGCCCCGAAAUGCCACCGGUAAAUAGUCACGAAGGAGAAGAAGAUUCGACUAGAGAAAUUGUGGGUGGUGCUUCGGGGCUAGCUAUUACAGCAGCAGGACUUGGGUUAAUGAAAACUUACGGCAACAGUCUUGAUGACCAGUUGCAAGAUGUACAACAACGUCUGAGAAGCCGUUCAGUCUCUCCUUCAACGGCUGAAAAGACGUUUGAAUUAGCUCCAAGAUCUCAAAGUCGACCAUCUUCACCCGGAGGACGAAAUCAAGACGAAGAGAAAAACUUGAGAGCAAGACGCCUAUCACUCUUGCGAACGAGUGAUUCUCCCACUGCGGUACCUUUACAUUUUCGAAAGCCGCCUACAUCCCCGAAUAGCUCACGACGUGUCUCUAUGACUUCCCCAGUGCCGUCACCUAGUUCUCCUAGACAUCGACGGCCCAACUCCGUCGAAUUCAAGAAUGUGCGUGAGAUUCGUCCACUUUGGCUCGUCGAAAGACAUAGUGCUAGCAAACUCGAUGUUGAGCCUGAGGGUCCUCUCCCCUCCCUCCCUUCUAGCAAAACAUCGUCUCGAAGUCCAUCCGUCGAGAACCUCCGAGAAGGGUUUGAGGAUGACGAAGAUGCCGUUACUGGCUUCUAUAUGGGUGGUGGAGGUGAAAAUUCUGCAUUCAACUGGGGUCGCAAACCGGUUGAUCUUCGCAUCUCUACGGACCAGUUACCUGCUGGUGAUGAAGAGGAUUUCUUGAACUCGCAACAAGCUACUCCUACGGCAGAAACGUACAAUAACAAACCAUUCGGUCCGCCACCGAUCAAGAAGGAGAAGCCAAAGUACGAAUUCCAUUCUCCGUCAGAGUUAUUGCAGGAUCCUAGCACGUAUCAAGCUAUAGUUCCUGAACUUCCUAAAUCGCUAGAUCGAUUGCCCUCUGUAGCAGGCUCGGAUUUGGGAGCGAAGGAAGCCGAGACAAAAGUGGAGGGAGCACCCACGGUGGAAUCAGCGACAGAGGUUGAAGAACAGUCACCAUCACAUGAUGUCAAAGUUGAAGAUCAGCCCGAAAAACAGAAUAGUGAUAUGGCGUCAUUCCUGGCAGGUGCUGGAUUUGCCUCUGUUGUCGAUGCGGCUGUGUCUGCUGCAGUUAGCGAUCGGGAACCAGCUUCAAAAGAACUCAAUGAAGUGGUUCCUCAACAAUCUGCAACCGAAGAAGCUGGUAACCAGGAACAAACGCCAGUCUCGUCUAAGUCCCAUAGUAUUGGCGGCUUUGGCGAAAUUGUUGAUGUCGCGGUUGCGGCAGCAGUCUCCAAACAUGCUUCUCAUGACGUGAUUGAUACUAAUCGCGAUCAAUCCAUGAAAGCAGAAGAGGCUCACGUUCCUGAGGAUGCUGCAAAGGGAAACACAUCGUCCGAUGUUGGUCACCCCGGACUCUUCGCAGGUGUUGUUAAUGCCGCUGUCGCCGCUGCUGCUGCUGGUGAAACCCACGCCGAUGUCACACAACCAGACCUGGCCAAAGAUGUUGAGCUUCAAGAGGGUGUCGCGCAAGAGCCAAAGACAGAAGAAACUCCCACUGCAGAACCCUCAAUAGAAGAAGAGUCCAAGGUUGCUUCCGAAGAAGUCACUGAAGCCAAGUCCGGUUCUACCUCCAAGAAACAGAAACGGAAGGAUAAGAAAAAGAAGAAGAAGAACGAAGAUCUUGACGUUACUGCCAAAGACAAUGAUGAGGGAGAAACCGUUGCUCUUCCUGCCGUUGAAUUAGACUCAUCUGCACAUUCCAAGCCAGAGGCGGAAGCCGAAGCGACACGGGCCGAACCCACCUCUGAACCUUCGACGGUCCCAAAGCAACCUACAGAAUUCAAAGAUGAUACUGUGGGAAUUCCUACGGACCAGCUGCUCGCAGCUGUGUCUGAAGAGAUUGUUGGAGAUAACACUCUUAAAUUCCAACCAUCAACGUCAAAUGUGGAGACUGACCCAUCCCCCGAGGCGGUCACCGCAUCUGCGGAGAGCGAAGAAGCGCAAUCUGGUCCCAGUGCGGAGCCCACAAGGACUACUACUACCGCAGACACCAAUGAUCAAGCACCACAUGUGGUAGCAGCGGAGUCUGAAGAUGUUGCAUCACCAACAACUUCCAAAUCGUCGAAUAAGAAAAAGAAGAAUAAGAAAAAAUCGCAGGGUUUGUCGGAAUCAAUUUCUGUUGAGACUCCUUCGACUCCUGGUGACGAAGUACAGGUCGAGUCUUCAGCGAUUGCUACUGAGGAGCCACACUCAAUUGAUGAGGUAAUUGAAGAAAAGCCUGUGUCUGAAAUUUCUUCUACGAGCAUGCCGUCUGAGAAUUUGGAGGUGACUCAGGACGUGUCUACUUCUGCGGAGAAGCAAGCGGUCGACAAGGAUGAUCCUGGACUAUCAGAGUCUGCUGAAAAAUCUGUUGUCGACAAGGAUGAUGUGGUUGCGACUGAGACGACUGAGCAGGAUGUCCAGGGAACAUUAGGUGUUGAACAAGAAAAAUCGGUCAGUAGUCCGGUCGAUGAAUGGUUCGAUUCACGAGAGACUACGGAAGCACCACCUACUGGAUCAGUGCAAGUAGAAGCUGCGCAAGACACAACAAACAAGGACCUUCGGACAGCUGAGGCCUCUGGAGAGCCAGCCGCUACCACUGAGCCAGUCGCUACCACUGAGCCAGUCGAGCCGAAGCGGGAGGAGAAGCCAGCAGUGACAACUCCAUCGAGCAAAAAGAAGAACAAGAAAAAGAAGAAGGGUCAAUCUCAGUCUGUCGAUGAAAGCGCUUCAAAAGAGAUUGCUCAAGAACCUUCUGAAACAGUCCAGUCCCAGCCCGACAGUUCGGAAUUUCCUUCGGCUGAAGUUGAAGGCGAAGUUUCACAUGCAACUGAUGCAGAUGGUCAAGCCAAAGAAAUCGAGGAGAGCAUUGCCGAAGAACCCCGCCAAGAACCAUCUGAUACUUUGACUGCUGAGGUUGAACAAGCCUCCCAGAAGACAGAUGAAGCUUCAACCUCUGCUGUUUCAGAAGUUGAGCCAACUGUAGAGUCUGAGCCCGCGGCGGAAUCUGUGCUGGAAACUGUGCCAAUAAGUGAACAUCUUCCAUCAGCACCAGUACCCGAGACUGAAGAGACCGUUGAACCACAGACCUCUGAUGUCCCUGUCGAACCUAUUCCAUCCAAGCCGCUACAGUCUGAAGGUGAUGCCAUCCCUUCCGAACAGUCAGAAAAAGUUGCUGAAGCAGUAGAAGCCACGCCAAAGGAAGAAGAAGUAUCCGUCCCAAUUCAGGAACCUUCUGACGAGGUACCAGUUGCCCCAGCCAAGUCAAAGAAGAAGAAAGGCAAAAAGGGGAAGCGCGUCUCUUGGGCUGAAGGAACCGAACUCGCUACUGAAUCUGAGCCUGGGACUCCUGCAGAGCCUGAAACUCAAGUAUCUGAAGAGACUGCGCUAGCUGUGACUUCAGAAGAUACAGUGCCUACCGUCGAGGAAGAAAUGACGAUACCUGCAUCUACCGAAGCUGAACCUUCCAUUGUUACUGAAGAGGCUUCACGAGAAGUAGAGGAAGAUGUGCCAACGCCAGCAGAGGCUGUUGAUUCUACCAGACCCUCAACUACCGAUAUCGAACCUGUUCUAACUUCUGAAGCACCUGCUGCUGCCGAAACUCCCGAGAAGGAACCUUCUAUCGAGUCUCAACUCGAACAACAAGUCGAAGGAGUUCAGACUCUUGACGAUCAAACUGUUUCAUUGCCAUCCGAAUCAUCCCAGCCAAACGACGCUAAAGCUUUGCCUGAGGAAGAAGCCGGUGACUCACAGGCGGCAGAUUCAAAGAGCAAGCGGAAAAAGGACAAGAAGAAGGAUAAGAAAAAGAAGAAGGCGACGGAAUCUUCUCUUCAAACGGAUGAGAAGCCAUCGCAGCCCUCCGAGCCAGCUGUCAACGAAGAUGUCAAUGAAGAUGUCAAAGACGCGGUUGAGAACACUGCCCCUGGAGUCUCGGAGACCGUUGAAACGACACCCAUUGAGCAGCCUGUCACAGAAAAGGCUACAGACACGGUCCAGGCAGAUGCUUUAGAAUCUCAGGCUCCUGAGAUGUUAGAGCCUGCUGAUUUGACUCUUAAGCAGCAAACCGCGGAGGAAAAACCUACAGAUGUUGUCCCGGCAGAAACUCCAGAACCUCAAGUCCCUGAAGCCUCAGAGCCCACUGAACUAACUCCAGUGGACCAGUCCACAGCUGAAGGGAAAACUUCAAACAUUAUUCCGGAAGAUGUAUCAGAACCUCAAACUCCUCAAGCUACUGCAGACGAGUCUAAAUCAACGGAUAUGGCACAAGACGAUGAAGGGGCUCCGGAAACCCCCAAACCCAAGAAGAAGAAAGACAAAAAGAAGAAAAAGGCAGCUGCGGCUCUCGCCUUGGUUCAAGAAGCAUCUAAUGAACCGGCCACUGAAGAGUCCAAGGGAACUGUUGAGAAUGCAGUUUCUGACAAUGCAGAACAGACGAAAGAUGCCUCGGUUGAGCCGGUAGGAAGGCCACAGAUCUUGGAGACGCCUGUGGAGGAAGCUGUUCAAGAGCGUGUGCAGGACCGUAUAGAAGAGGCGAAGCCCGUGGACCCUUCAGGUGACGCGCCUUCACAAGAAACUUCGAAAUCCAAAAAGAAGAAGGACAACAAGAAGAAAAAGGCCGCCGAAGCUCUCCUGCAGAACGAGGAAUCAGCUUCCAAGGAGGAAACAGUCGAUCCUACCGCAACCACACCUUCCGAAGCUACUGAACAGACAGAAUCGAUUCCUCAAGAACAGCAACUUCCAGAAGAGCAAAAGACGGAGGACGUCAUUGCUACCGAAAAUGAAGUAUCUCCGCCUGGGGAACCUCCCGCAAAAGAAGUGAAGUCCACUGAAGUUGCAGCAGACAAUGAGUGCACCCAAGAGGCGUCGAAAUCCAAGAAGAAGAAAGACAAGAAAAAGAAAAGGGCAUCGGCAGCACUCUCAUUGGACGAAGAACCGAUUCCAUCUGAGACGGUCGUCGAGUCGGCGGAAACAAAACCCUCUGAAGUUGAAGUUCCAGAACCACAAGAACAGCAGGCUACCUUGGACGAAGAGACGAAGGAAAUCAUAAAAACUCGGGAUGAUGAACCUCAAUCUCUCGAAUCUCCCGCAGAAGAUGUGAAAUCUAGCGAAGUCGCAGAAGAUGGUGGAUGGGCGCAGGAAAAAUCAAAGUCCAAGAAGAUAAAGGCUGCGGAAGCGCUCUCAUUGAGGGAAGAGCCAGCUCCGCCGUCUGAAACAAUCGUCGAGGAGGUCGAAGCAAGGCCUACUGAAGUAGAGGCCGAGGCUGAAGUACCACAGACAGAAGAACAGCCAAUUUUAACCGAAGAGAAAAAAUCUGUCACUGAAGAUCUGUCUGCUGAACUUCGAGCUACUGAGGGACCAACUGAAGAUGCGAAGGCUGUCGACAAUGCUGAAGACUAUGAUUUGGUCCAGGAGACUUCUUCAAAGUCUAAUAAAAAGAAAGACAAAAAGAAGAAGAAAGCGGCAGAAGCUCUUUCUUGGGAUAGUGAACCUCAGACACCUGUCAAAAAAGAGGUAACGGAAGCUGCUUCGCCCGCUUUGCCCGAGGCACAAGAUCUACCUGCUGUGGUUGAACAGACAGUGGAGGAUGUUUCGAAAGACCAAGAUGUAGAGCCUGAAACGACGGAAACUCCUGCUGAAGAUGUCAAGGCCGAUGCUGUGGCUAAAGAGGAUGGAUUAACUGAGGAUACUUCCUCCAAAUCAAAAAAGAAGAAGGCAGCAGAGUCUCUACCAUGGAAGCAAGAGCCGCUCUCCACUGACAAGCCUAUCGAUGAACAAGCUCUUCUUGACAACGAACCUUCAGCUUCCCAACCCCAAGAAGACUCUCUCAUAGAUAAAAAAAGGCCAGACGACAGUACAGAUGCGCCCAACACUGAGACUCAAAUUCCUGAAACUCCCGCAGAAGAGGUGAAUCAAGUCGGCGUUCCGGAAGACGACAGCCUGAGCCAGGAAACCUCAAAGUCAAGGAAGAAGAAAGAAAAAAAGAAGAAUGACAAGUCACUUCAAUUAGAGUCCACCCAGGAGGAAAGCACACCUGAUGUAACUGCCGCGGAGGCAAAAGAGAUUCAAGAAAUCACCCCAGUUGUUGAAUAUACUUCUAUCAGUGAGGAUGCUACGACUGCAGUUAACGAACAGGACGCUGAUACUACUGGUGUCCAAUCACAAGCAGUUUUACAAGAUGAGUAUGUACCAGUACAGCCUGCAGGUGUCGAAGAUGAGGGCUCAUCUUCAAAGUCUAGCAAGUCAAAAAAGAAAAAGGGCAAGAAGAACAAGUCCAAGGAUGAGCCGAUGCCGUGGGAUGAAAAACCUGCAGAAAAAAUGCCAGAAAAUCAGCAGGAAACCGGUACUGAUCAACCAGCUGUGACUGAGGUCGCUGCCAAUAAGGAGUCUGCCCGCGACCUAGAAAUAUCGGAAAAUGUGGAGCCUGAGCCGCCAGUUGAACAGCCCUCGAAACCAGCAGAAGACAUCCCGAAGGGCACUGAGCUUCCAGCGAGCACGGAAGCAGAGGCCUCGGGACGUACGGAGCCCGCUGAGCUCGAUCAAUUAGAGCAGCCUCAGGUGCCUACAGAUAUAACCGCGUCAGUCCCUCCUGAAGAAUCUACAAAACAAGACUCGUUGGAUACUACGCAAGUAACAGAUUCUCAAUCUACGGCGGAACCCACGGAGUCUACCGGCGUUAUCGAACAGGGUCCUACUGAAUGCUCCACUCCGACUGUCCCUGAGAAAGCGACAACGAAUGACAGCGAAAUGCCGCAGGCCAUGUCUGGAAAGAAGUCGAAGAAAAAGAAGAAGCGUGAUUCAAUGUUGUGGAAUGACGAGCCUACAGUACAACAGGAUUCUUCGACAGAUCCUAUCGCAUCAGAGGGCAAAGAUCAAGAGAUGCAACCUGACCCUACAUCUACUGCGGAAGCACAGCCGCAACAAGAGACUGAUAUCAUAGAAUCUAAGGAACCAGAGUCUACAGACGCCAAUGUCGAUCCUGAAGUCAAAGAUUCAGGUGCUGCAGUUACAGAGCCAACCAAGCAAUUAUCUGCGAAGGAGAAGCGGAAGGAAAAGAAGAAGAAACGUCGCACGCUUGAUCUGGCGGAUCCCGAACCAAUCCCUACAGUUGCAGACGAAGCCCCUGAGGCUGCUCCUGCACCAUCGAUGCCAGACGAACAACAAAAAGACGACGAGGGAACUCCAGAGGAAUUUGCGACAGUUGGAAAAAAGGAGGGUAAGAAAAACAAAAGCCAAUCGGUAAGCUGGGAGGAGGAUAUCAUCAAGACCGUCGCUGAAGAAGAGUCAAACCUCAACGAGACUAAACAAUCACAUGGUCAAGCUACCGAAGAACAGCAGCUGGAUGCCGACUCGAAGAACCCGCCUCUAAACGAACACACAGAUCUCGGUCCGGGACCAAGUCAAACAGAGAAAGAACUGCAGGAGACGCCUGUUGAAGUCGAGGGUAAAGAAACAUUUCAGUCUUCCGAAGAGACUCACACCGACCAGAAAGAGAAAGAUUUCGAUUGGACUGAUAACAUGGUGUCUCCGCAGGUACAAUCUCAGACAGAAGAAUCUCCCUUCCCGGUUCCUUCCCCGAUUUCUGAUAAACGCGAAGAUCCCGACCAAAGCCGCCCUACUGCUAUAGAUGAAUUCCAGAGCCACGAAACUGUAACCCCUGAAACUCUGGUAGAAGAGCAACUUCCGGCUGUUGAACAGGAAAGAGAAGGACCAACAGAACUCUCUGCUGAUGUGCAGCCCGUCGACCAAGAGACGGAGGACGGUGGCGGGACGGCUUCGAAAAGCUCGAAAAAGAACAAGAAAAAGAAGAAGCAGAAGUCAAUCACUUCUGUGCCGGAUGAAUCUAUGAUUGUCGAAGAAGAAACUUCAUUCAAGACUCUAGUGGAACAAGAUGAGAAGCCUGAAUCUACAGACCCUCAAGUUUUCGACACUGAACAGUUGGAAGAAAUCCACGAACAGCCUGCUGUUAUUCAAGACGAGCCUCCAGUUUCAGAGCCUGUAUCUCAGAUGGAAACCAAUGCCGAAGAGGAGUUCAAGCCUGCCGGUGCCAGUAAGAAGAAAGGCAAGAAAAACCAAAAGCCCGAUAUCUGGUCAUCCGAACAACUAGGCGAAUUUGCUAGGGAUCAGAACACCGACCAAGUCCCCGCUGGUCCAUCCACAAUCGAAGAAGAGAUAAUUGCGGAUGAUAAGGACAAGAAUCAAAUCCCAGAAGACACACCCCUCGUCACUCAGACGGCACAACAGGAAGUUGUGGUGGAUACAACAACCAAGGAUGCUCCUGGGAUUCCUCAGGGGGUCCCCGAAGACACGCCUCUCGUCACUGAGGCCGGACAGGAGGAAUUUGUAGAGAAUACAACAACCGAUGAUGGUCCUGCGAUUCCUCGAAAAAUCCCAGAAGACAUAUCUGUCACUGAGGCAGUACAGGAGCAAGAUGUUGAGGAUAUGACAGUAAAGGAUGCGCCUAUGAGUCCUGAACAGACACCCAAAGAGAGAGGUUUACCGCAAGAAGAGGUUAAUGAAACCUUGGCCACGCCAUUUUCCGAACCCCCCGCUCGCAAACUGUCAAAGAAAGAAAAGAGAAAGAUGAAGAAAGGGAAGAAGGCUGAGACUGAGGAAGAGAAAGAGGAACCGGCUGCGGUUGUUGUUGAGAAGGACCAAACACAAGCUCUCCGCAGCGAGCACGUUCCAGAGGCUGCUGAAAACAAAGUUGAUAGUAUGCCAGCUGCCAAUGACACUUUGACCGUCAACGAGAAGUCUAUCGACGUACAACCAAUUCCUGAGGAGCUUGCUACAACUAUCGAAGAACCGCAAGUUUCUGAUGCUAAUGUCGAGCCUGUGCCUAUUCAGGAAGAGCCAAUCACGCGCAAACUAUCCAAGAAAGAGAAAAGCAAGAACAAAAAGCGCAUGACAGAAGGCUGGCCUGAAGAGGAGCCAGUAGAAGCCAGCAUCGCAGAUAUUGCACAUCCACCUGAUGCUGUUGAGCCUGUUAGUGCUGAUGGCCAAGAAAGGAAUCCUGAUAGUGAUUUUGUUGAAGUAUCUCCUAGUGGUGAGCAAUCUGAACAUGCUCAUGUGUCACUUGAUCCAUUCGAUGUGCCAGAAGCCGAGAACCAGGGUCCGAAUGAACCCCCUGUCGAUUUUAUCCCUGAUGCUGACAUCGCAGAACGAGACCCUGAACCAAAACCAGAUGCCGAAGCAGCUCUUCGUACACGUCAAUUGGAGAAAGAAGCCGACCUCGCUGUCGCAGCUUCUCUAUUUGGAGAGUCUCCGGAACCAGAGCCGGAACAAGUGCUCUCACGCCAGUCGUCCAAAAAGCAAAAGGGCAAAAGGAACAAGAAAGACAAGAAGAAUGUUCUUAUUGAACAGGAGAAUGCCGAUAGCAACGUUGCUGCUUCGCAAAUCGAGACACCUUCAAAGGAGAAAACCUCACAGGAGGAAGACCAAGAGAUGAAGCCUUCUGAAUCCGUUGAAGAAAUCUCGCGGUCUUGGCCUUCAGUCGACUUUGACAAUGACUUGUGCAAAACCUACUCUGCAGACAAAAUCGAAACCAAGGGCAGGGAGCUCGGAUCCGAACGUCAAAUUCAAAAUCCUGAAACCUUGCCACAGUAUCCAGUUUCUAUGACAGAUGACUUCCAGACAUGGACACCAGGGUCAAGAUCAAACAUCCAGUCUGUCAAUGUGAAAGAAGCAUCUGAACAAGGACAUCGCAGCCACUCCCCUAGUCAAAAAGAAGAUGUGGAUAUGAUCCUUUCUACUACCAUGGCUGCUGCAGGCUUCCUUCCAUCUACAGCCACAGCGCAUGCAGGAACUGAUGCGUUUACAGAUUUACAGUCUAUCAUAGGAACUUCAAGGAAAUCAUAUGAUACCUACGAGCACCAUGACGUAUUUAGCGGUGAUCGAACAAAUUCUAAAUCUUCACGUAUGCCCGUUGAAACUUCCAAAGAAGGAAGCAAGUCAAGCAAAAUCGACGAUAUCUUUCCCGGUCUGGAAAGAGUCAAGCACCGGAAGCCUUCUCCAAAGUCACACGAAAAGCAGACCGACAAUACGAUGGCUGUCGAAGAACAAAGAUUACCAGUAGAAACACCAGUCAGGACUCUCAAAGAAAGCCGGUCAACGCACAAUGUCUCAAGUCGCGAGCUUCCUGUCGCCCAGGUCGAAUCAACAUCCAAAGAUCGAUCUUCCUCACUUCUCUUUGAUUCAUCUCCGUCAACCAGGUUAGAACCCACGCCCGAUACGACAAGAAGGACCUCUUCAUCACCGAUUCGACUACAACGCUCUAAUGACUCUCUACACCGUACGAAAUCUAUUCACGGCCAUCACUCGGGCCCGACACACGGUUGGCAGCUGGACGAUGAACUCACUCCUACAAAAAGAGCAACUAGCCAAUCUUCGCGAUCUCUUUUACACCCUGACAACACUGAUCUUUCCCCGCCGCGAAUGCCUCUAGAUCCCAUCAAGGAGCAUGAAGGCCCUCACUUGCCAUCACCAUCACCACGCCUUGUAAUGGGCGAAGGGCCAUACAAACUGGAGCGACCGGACAGUCGGAGCAGCGUCAGAAGCUCGCGAUCACUGCGAAGGACCAAUCGCAGCAUCAGCGGUGACCUUCGAGCAGCAGCCUCACUCUCUUCACAAGCAAAAGAACAAACUAACCCCGAUUGGUCUAGCGCCGAUGCCGAUAAAGAUAGGCACAAAAAUGGAAAGGCUGGGCGCCAAGAAGUGGGGCAUCCCCAGCCACUCAAUCCAGACAACUUCAACCACGACGACAACCUCCACCACAGCGAUAACCACGAUGACUAUGAUCUGGAGAACAUUGCUUCUUCCUCAAAAUACGAUCCCGUAACCGAUAAGGGCAAGCGCCCCGUCCGAGGCAUGUCUGAUGUCUACGAGGGAUGGGGCGAGACUCCAAACUCACCGCGGUCGCCGACCCGACCGCCCAGCAUUAGACGUCGACAAAGCAUGCAACAUCUCCAGGAGCUCGAAACGAGACUCGAUCAAUUGAUUUCCGAAAAUCGCUUGUUAGCCGCUGCAAAAGAAGAGGCUGAACAAAAACUAUCGCGCGUAGGUGUCGCUCGUCGCAAAAGCGACCAAGCUCUUAAUACCAGCAAUGCCGACCUCAGAGAUAAAGAAGCCGAGAUUGCGCGAUUGACAAACUCAUUGGAAUGGAUGCAAGGCGAGGUGCAGAGGUUAACACAUGAAAAUGAAGCGGUGAAUGCGAAGCACGCCGAAUUGACUGCGUCGCAUGCCCGUGAAGUCGAUAGUCUCCGUACCCGUCAGCUCGAACUUGCGUCGGGCAUGGAAGGCAUUGUGCGCGAACAAAUAUCUGCUGCUUUGGCGGAGAAGGAUGCAGAAGUCCGCCGUCUUCGUGACGAGCUUGCAGCAGCCCGCCAAGCCGUACAAGAAUUGCAACAACAGAUUGUCGCCGCGACGGCGGAUGAUGUUCUCUCAAUCCACGACGAGGACUACUUUGACAAUGCAUGCCAACGUCUGUGUCAACAUGUUCAACAAUGGGUACUACGAUUUUCCAAACAUUCCGAUCUUCGUCGCUGCCGUCCAUUAUCCGAAGUACGGAAUACCAAUGUCGCGGAUAGAUUUGAUAACGCUAUUUUGGAUGGCUCUGAUAUAGAUGCAAUCCUUGCUGAUCGGGUGCGCCGGCGUGAUGUGUUUGUUGCCGUUGUCAUGGCUAUGGUCUGGGAAUAUGUCUUUACAAGAUACCUGUUUGGCAUGGAUCGGGAGCAAAGACAAAAGCUGAAGGCUCUCGAAAAACAGCUGUCAGAAAUUGGACCUCGUCGAGCUGUUGCUCACUGGCGCGCUUUAACCUUGACGCUACUUGCAAAACGGCCAUCGUUUGCAGAACAGCGCGUAAGGGAUACCGAGGCGGUUGCCCUUGAGAUCAUGGAGACUCUAUCCCAACUCCUGCCGCCUCCUCAAUCCGCUCAAAGCCAACUUCUCGAGUCGCUCAGAGGGGUACUCCGGCGCGCAGCCAAUUUGUCCAUCGAAAUGAGGACGCAACGCGCCGAAUACGUCAUGUUACCACCCUUGCAACCAGAAUACGACUCGCAAGGCGAUCUAGCUCGGCAAGUGAGUUUCAAUGCAUCCCUGAUGAAUGAGCGCAGCGGAGUGUACAGCUCCAACGAAGCACUUGAAGCACAAGGCGCUGCAGUACGCUUAGUACUAUUCCCACUCGUUGUCAAAAAGGGCAAUGACCUAGGAGAUGGCGAUGAAGAGAUUGUUGUUUGUCCGGCUCAGGUCCUAGUAGCCUGGCCCGAAAAUGAAAAACAUCGUGAACGUGAUCGCAUGUCUACUCUCGGCAAUCGAUCCGUAUCAAGUGUCGUGCCUUCUGUUGAUAUGGGAAAUAUGAUCUAG